AUGCUGUCCGCCUUCACUGCUCGUCCGAUUGUCGAGCUCAGGCAGCGGGACAAGUUCAAGAUUGAGUCUAUUCUGGCCUAUGGCGAUCGUCUGCUGGUAGGGCUGAGUACAGGAAGCUUGAAAGUGUACCGGGUCAAUGAGGUACCGGAGGAGAACGGGAAACUGAACGGCUCGACGAGACCAGAUGCGAAGGCCGAAGAUAAACCCCCUUCCCGACCAACUUCUUCCUCUGCCGCGAAACCAGUCGACCUACUGCGGGAGGUGGAGAAGUUCUCGACCCGCGCUAUUGACCAGCUGGCAAUCAUCAAGGAGGCCAAUGUCCUUAUAUCCUUGUCAAAUUCCUACAUCUGGAUCCAUGAUUUACAAGCGUACACCCUGCAAGAACAGUUGACGAAAACAAAAAGUGCUUCUACGUUUGCAGUGACCUCGAACAUUGUCAAGGACUCGGCGACUGGCAUCCCCGAGAUCAUAUCCAGGUUAGCUGUUGCGGUCAAGAGGCGGCUGUUACUUUGGUCGUGGCACGAAUCCGAGCUGGAACACAGUACAGUGGAGAUCACUUUGACGGAUGCUAUCAAGAGCUUGACCUGGGCCUCGGCGACGAAGAUAAUAUGCGGCAUGAACUCCGGCUAUGUGAUUGUAGAUGUCAUCAGUAAGGAGAUUGAAGAUAUCGUUGGUCCGGGGGCCAUUGGUGGAGCGGCAGGUGCACAAGCCGGUCGAUUUGGAGGCGUUGGAUCUGCAAGUAUGGGAUAUAUGGGCCUUGGGAGCUAUAUACCGAAACCACUGGCGACCAAACUCGCAGAUGGGGAGAUGUUACUUGCGAAGGACAUCAACUCACUCUUCAUCACAUCGGAAGGGAAGCCUCUAGAGAAGAGACAGGUUCCGUGGGCUCAAUCACCGGAUGCUAUAGGGUAUUCAUAUCCCUAUAUUCUGGCCUUGCAAUCGCCGUCUCAAGGGACGUUAGAAGUUCGAAACCCGGAUACUUUGUCCCUGCUCCAAUCUAUACCGCUGCCGAACGCAAAGCAAUUACAUUUCCCUCAUCCGACGGUGAGUCUCGCGCACGCUGGGAAGGGGUUCCACGUUGCCAGUGAGCGAUGUAUAUGGCGGAUGGGUACAACAGAUUACGAUUCCCAGAUUGACGAGCUAGUCGAGAAGGAGCGGUAUGAUGAAGCAAUCAGUAUCCUUGGCAUGUUGGAAGAUGCGUUGUUGAAGAACAAGGACGAAAGAUUGCGGGAGAUCAAGAUUCAGAAAGCGCAAUCGCUAUUCGAUCAACGCAAGUAUCAGGAUGCGGUCGAUAUUUUCAUGGCGAAGGAUGUUCAGGCUCCCCCAGAGCGUGUCAUCAAGCUAUUCCCAAGGAUCAUUGCCGGUGACCUGACGAUUCUGGAUGACAGGCCCCACGACUCGGAAGACAGUGAAGAAGCAGGGGUAUCCGCCAACGGGAGUUCUGCGGCUGGGGAUCUCAAACCAGAAAUGGUAGGGUCUCCUAAACCAGCCGCUGUUAGCAAGCUGCUCAAAGCUAAGGCAAAUCAUGCCAAGCAAGCUUCAGACACAUCGUCGAUUCGAUCCUUCAUGAGACUGGAUGGUGGCGAUGCGAGUGAGAUUACCAACCCGAAACCGAAGCCGGCCGAGGACCUACCUCUAGAAGGGAAGGAUCUGACGACUGCCGUUCUCGCACUCUCUGGAUUCCUCGUUCAGGCACGGAACAGGAUGAAGGCGUUCUUAGAUGCAGAGACUGGGAAGCUGAAGCCAUUGGAACAGAAUGGGCAGAAUGGCUCUUCUCAACAUGCUUUCGACUCACUGCUCACGGCACCAGCAUCGGAUGCUGAGAAAGAUCGGGAGCAGAAGCUACGAGAAACCGCUAAGCUCAUAGAUACCACGCUCUUCCGGGCUUACAUGCUUGCACGACCACAACUGGCUGGAUCGCUGUUCCGUCUUCCUAACUUCUGUGACCCGGACGUGGUUAACGAGAAGUUGUUGGAAAGCGGACGAUUCAACGAUCUGGUGGAUUUUUUUCACGGAAAGAAGUUGCAUCGUCCGGCUCUGGAGCUGCUCAAGAAGUUCGGACAGGGAGAUGGGAGUGGGGAUGCGUCGGCUACUCUGAAAGGGCCCCAGCGAACCGUCGGGUAUCUCCAGAAUCUCCCACCGGAGAUGAUCGACUUGAUUCUCGAAUACGCGGAUUGGCCCCUGAGAGCCGACACGAAUCUGGGAAUGGAAGUCUUCCUCGCUGAUACCGAGAACGCGGAGACGCUACCAAGAGAUAGAGUGGUCGACUUCCUGCAGGGCAUCGACGUAGACCUCGCUGUCAAAUACUUGGAGCAUGUAAUAAACGAGCUCAAUGACUUGACUCCUGAAUUUCACAAUCGGCUCGUGCAGGCAUAUGUUCAAGGACUGAAGGAGGGAAGGGAUAAAGAGUCUGACGGUUGGAAGGGAUUGAUGGAGCGGCUGAUCUCGUUCCUGAGAUCCAGCAAGCAGUAUUCUCUAUCCAAAGCUUUUGGAAUGAUACCACGGGAUGACCCCAACUUUUAUGAGGCGCAGGCCGUUGUCCUCAGCAAUAUGGGACAACACAAGCAAGCAUUAGAGAUCUACGUUUUCAAGAUAAAGGCUUUCGGAAAGGCAGAAGAGUACUGCAACCAUAUCCACAAAACGCAGCAAGACUCCGCGAUCGCCUCUCCCCUUCAAACCCGCCGUGGCUCGUUCGCCUCUUCCGACCGCGACGACGACGAUACCCCUUCCAUCUACCACACACUGCUCUCUCUCUACCUCACACCACCGCCACCUCACAAUCCCAACUGGCCCCCAGCUCUGGAUCUUCUAUCCAAGCACGGCUCCCGUCUUCCAGCCUCCUCGACGCUCAACCUUAUCCCGCCUACUCUCCCGAUCGCCGAACUCGAGUCCUAUUUCCGAGGCCGGAUACGAGCAGCAAAUUCCAUUGUGAACGAGACGCGCGUGGUGUCCGGCCUGCGAAAGACCGAAGUCGUCUCCGCCCAAGCAGAGCUUCUGUUAGGGGAUGGCGCGCUUGGAAACAAAGGCGGCAGGAAUCGGAGAGUGGCAGUCAGCGAAGAGAGGGUGUGCGGGGUGUGCCAUAAGAGGAUUGGGAGGAGCGUUAUUGCGGUGCUGCCUGAUAAUGAGGUGGUGCACUAUGGGUGCUUGAACCGAGUGGGAAACCGGCCUGGCGCGGGCGGUAGUGGUGGGAUGGCCGGACGGAGAGCAGGCAGCUGGGCGCGAUCGUGA
Drepanopeziza brunnea f. sp. 'multigermtubi' MB_m1 is the source of this 3228-nucleotide messenger RNA. RefSeq lists its product as uncharacterized. Gene Ontology annotation, biological process: endosomal vesicle fusion; vesicle-mediated transport; autophagy. The record is from RefSeq and is a predicted model, not a curated record. NCBI's taxonomy places the organism in Eukaryota, Fungi, Ascomycota, Leotiomycetes, Helotiales, Drepanopezizaceae. Gene Ontology annotation, cellular component: cytoplasm; fungal-type vacuole membrane.